AUGAGACAGAAGCUGAGACUGGAAGAGGAGCAAGAAGAGCGGUCCUACGAGCUGUCGGAGACUGUAGGUGGCAAAAUCGACGAGGAGGCACUAUCAUUUGAUAUGGAAAUAUUGGUGAAGAAGCUAGCGAAGCAGAAAGAAGCAUCACUGAGGUAG
Phytophthora nicotianae INRA-310 is the source of this 156-nucleotide messenger RNA. RefSeq lists its product as hypothetical. The record is from RefSeq and is a predicted model, not a curated record. Bases 1 to 156 code for a protein of 51 amino acids. The transcript is spliced from 2 exons. Lineage: Eukaryota; Oomycota; Peronosporomycetes; Peronosporales; Peronosporaceae.